Molecule: messenger RNA, 1838 nt
Organism: Pungitius pungitius (ninespine stickleback)
Lineage: Eukaryota; Metazoa; Chordata; Actinopteri; Perciformes; Gasterosteidae
Gene: emx1
Product: empty spiracles homeobox 1
Exons: 3
Coding region: 166-864 (232 amino acids)
Biological process (GO): central nervous system development; neuron differentiation; regulation of transcription by RNA polymerase II
Cellular component (GO): nucleus
Molecular function (GO): RNA polymerase II cis-regulatory region sequence-specific DNA binding; DNA-binding transcription factor activity, RNA polymerase II-specific
Source: RefSeq, a predicted model, not a curated record
AUCCGGGCUAUUUGCAGCACUGUUGAGUUUUGUAGCAGCAUUUCUGCUUUGGUCAUGGUACAUCUCUGAGAGGGAGGUUGGCUUAUUUUCCAGCAGGAAGAAAGGAGGGAAGAAGAAUAAAAACACCUCCUAUUUGGGUACACUGGUUUCUAUUUCUGUCCAGAGAUGAUGUUUCCUUCUGCAGGAAAACGCUGCUUCACCAUCGAGUCUCUGGUCGCCAAAGAGAACCCGCUAAUCUCCGAGGACCCCAUCCGCCCGACGGCUCUGAGCUACUCCAACCCGACGACAGAUGCCUUAAUGAACAGUUACCAGAACCCGCCGGCCAGGAGCCUGUACCAGAGCCCGGACCUGGUGUUCCCGGAGAACCACCCCUCCCUCACCGUGGCUCCUCACCAGCUCGGAGGCUCCCACCACUUGCAGCAUCCGCACUUCUUCGGGACGCAGCACCGAGACCCGCUCAACUUCUACCCCUGGGUCCUGCGCAACCGCUUUUUCGGACACCGGUUUCAAGGUAACGAGGUGCCGCAGGACAGCCUGCUCCUCCACGGGCCUUUCGCCAGGAAACCCAAACGCAUCCGGACGGCCUUCUCUCCGUCCCAGCUCCUGCGGCUGGAGAGAGCCUUCGAGAAGAACCACUACGUCGUCGGGGCCGAGAGGAAGCAGCUAGCGAACGGCCUGAGUCUCUCCGAAACGCAGGUGAAGGUGUGGUUCCAGAACCGGCGGACCAAGUACAAGCGCCAGAAGCUGGAGGAGGAGGGACCCGACAGCCAGCAGAAGAAGAAGGGAAACCACCACAUCAACAGAUGGCGCAUGGCCACCAAGCAGCCCGGCUCCGAGGACAUAGACGUCACCUCGGAGGACUAAAACGCUCCCGACAACGACGCAGCAGAGGACCAACACUAUUUAUUACGUAAUAUCAUUAAGUAUAACUAGACGCAUUAGAGGAAGGACUAAACUACGUCAUCGCUGUUCUUCUCCUCAUCGGGGUGCUACGCUGGAAAGAAAAACACAACCACAAACAUCUUAUUUAAGGACAUGCGGAUGAGGAGAGAUCCGCCCAAGGGUGAAGGGAAACCACAUCAACCUCUGUCAUAGUCUGUUUAAAUAUUGUACAGAAGCCGUAUAAAGCUUGUCUUCAAAAAGAGGCCAUUUGUUUUGUUCAAUCUGCUUCUUUUUUUUUUUGCCGCCAUCUUAGGUCAUUAACACCUCAUUACUCACCCCAUCCGCUCUGCCACCUGUGUACCAUGUUAAUCCAAAUGAGAUGAUGAUGUCACACACUUUUAGACACGUGCCCCCCCCCCCCCCCCUUCAGUCAAACAGGCCAGAGAAACAACAGGAAAUGAACAAUGUGUGAAAGAAGAACCCAAAUCUGCAGCAUGAUUGUUUUUUUUGAGGGGGGGGGGGGGGUCCAUCGUCGUGGAGAUUUGGCACAGAGACUUCCUGGUGUCCUGGGCGGGUCGUGCAGCUUUGUGCUUCUCUCCGUCUGCAGGUUUCACCGAGCGCCGCGUGUAGAACCGUGAAAACCACACACACACCACAACGCACGUCUUGGGGAGAAGUGUAAUUACAAAACGAUGUUUUUUUUGGAAAUAAAAGCCCGUUUCUCUGAUGAGAAAGGUCAGACCUUUUGUGUAACGAGCUGCAGGUUUCACUCAUUAGUUCCCCCUCGGCGGCCGGAGGGAACGUGUGAAACAUGCUGCAGUGUUUGAUUGGAAGGGGAGAAGAACAAAAAUAAAACCUCCUGCUGAGGCCACGAGAUCAACCAGAGGAAGGCGAUCCAUUUCCAGCUCGUUUCAUGCUUUAAAAUUUCAAAAAAUACGUGUGAUGCCACCGACCCC